Molecule: messenger RNA, 524 nt
Organism: Engraulis encrasicolus (European anchovy)
Lineage: Eukaryota; Metazoa; Chordata; Actinopteri; Clupeiformes; Engraulidae
Gene: rpl31
Product: ribosomal protein L31
Exons: 5
Coding region: 115-489 (124 amino acids)
Biological process (GO): cytoplasmic translation
Cellular component (GO): cytosolic large ribosomal subunit; ribosome
Molecular function (GO): structural constituent of ribosome
Source: RefSeq, a predicted model, not a curated record
UGUGUUGCUUAGAAAUGCAGCACGUAACGUUUUUACCUGAAAGGUGUUAAUCGGAUGUGACAAAGUAUACAAGCUUGGUGGAUAAUGUCAGUCAGACUUGGCUAAUGUGUUGCUAUGGCUCCUACCAAGAAGGGCGAGAAGAAGAAGGGGCGCUCUGCCAUCAACGAGGUGGUGACCCGGGAAUAUACCAUCAACGUUCACAAGCGCAUCCAUGGAAUCUCAUUUAAGAAGAGGGCUCCCCGCGCCAUUAAGGAGAUCCGCAAGUUUGCCAUGAAGGAGAUGGGAACACCCGACGUCCGCAUUGACACUCGUCUCAACAAGGCCGUGUGGGCCAAGGGUGUGAGGAAUGUCCCAUACCGCAUGCGGGUGCGUCUGUCCAGGAAGCGUAACGAGGAUGAGGACUCUCCCAACAAACUGUACACACUGGUCACAUACGUGCCCGUUACCACGUACAAAGGUCUCCAGACAGUCAAUGUUGACGAGAACUAAGGAUUUGUGAAAAAAAUAAAUUUAAGAAAACAACA